AAGGCAAACGUCACGGCUCCCUUUUUCGACCUUGGUUUCUGGAUAAGAUAGCUCUCUCCGGUCCACGUACAAAAAAGUUCAGGCUACACUAUUCCAAGCUGCAUACACAAGGCGACAGCGCACCUCCUGGAAUACACCCAUAACAGACCAAAAACCCAAAACAAUUUGCCAAUCAUGGACCAAUUAAACAACAAUGAGAUGCGCGAGCUGGAGCAGCGCAUGCAGAAGAGACAAGUAAAGGAGUUUGUCAACAUCUUCAGCAAGCUCGUCGACCACUGCUUCAUGUCUUGCAUCGACGACUUCUCGUCCAAGGCCCUCAACUCGCGCGAGUCCGGCUGCAUCCAGCGUUGCGUCAUCAAGGACAUGGCCGCCCAGCAGCGUCUCGGCGAGCGCUUCCAGGAGCUGAGCGCCCAGAUGGCCAACCAGCAACAACAAUAAAGAAAAGAAAUGCGGAAGUGUGAAAGAUAGAGAUAGAAGGGCAUUGAUGUCUGGAUUGGAGGGACGUAGGACUUUGGAAGGGAAAGAGAUACCCUGUACUAUACUGUAAUAUACUCAAAUCCGCUAAACCACAUCUCAUCCCCGCUCUUACCACUCGG
This is a messenger RNA of Pyricularia oryzae 70-15, 596 nucleotides long. Its product is annotated as mitochondrial import inner membrane translocase subunit tim-9. The coding region runs from base 175 to 438 and encodes 87 amino acids. NCBI's taxonomy places the organism in Eukaryota, Fungi, Ascomycota, Sordariomycetes, Magnaporthales, Pyriculariaceae. The transcript is spliced from 3 exons. The record is from RefSeq and is a predicted model, not a curated record.